CCGAGCGAACACCACGGCCGAGUGAGCCCCACGCGGCCCCCCACGUUAACCCCCUGCCGCCGUCGCCGUUGCAGUGCCGUCUUCGCGUUCUUGCGCCUUUCGGGCUUUGUGGUUUUUUUUUUCUAUUUCAAAAAUUAACCCUCCCCGCCGCCCGUUUCAAUCGGUGAAGACGGUUUUUUUUUUAAAUAUUAUUAUUGUUUUUUUUUUCUUCUUAUCCUUCGCCAACACCGUGCGGCGUUAUAGUCGACCGUUCGCCCGCGGUAUAUUACUGUGCCAGUCGCGAAUGUCUGACACCGGCCGCCGUCUUGGUGGCGCACCGUCGUCCGGCCGUCGUCUGUAGAUCCGUCGCAACAGACGCAUUUGUCGCGGUGUAGCUGCAACUGCGGACACCCCCGAAAUGGCCACCGCCGGAUGAUAACACGACGUGCCCCGCCACUUGCGUGACUGCACCCGCGCCCCGUCCCCGUGGCCACCGAUACGUGAGACCAGACCGGCAGCACCUUCUCGGGUUCGACAGUAUACCAAACUCAUCCGUCCGGCCGCUCUGGAUUCGGGCGCACAUGACCUAAGCUUUAAGUGGCCUCGGAAAAUGUUGAGAAAUUGUUUUUUCGAUCAAAUGAACGGGUAACGAGUGUCCAAAACAAUGAGGGGGCGGGGUCAGAGACCGAUGGAGCCCGGGUAAGCGAACCAUUAACGCGACCCAGCCCCCCCGCCCCCAACAAUAUGGAUAAAUCGGAUCGCAGACGCAGGCCUUUUGCCUUUGACAAGAUGGAGGGGCUGGUGAGAGAAAUGAAAGACGAAGAGACUGGGGUGCGUGUAAAAAGUCAAAAAUUAUUCCUCACUUCGAUCCCUUCCGCUUUUGCCGGGUAUAACAUUAUCGAAUGGUUAAUGGACCGUUUAACUGUCGACGAGACCGAAGCGGUCCAUAUAGCCAAUAUGUUAUGUCAAUACGGAUACUUCUUUCCCGUAAACGACUCCAAAACUCUAACUCUUAAGGACGACAGUUCUCUGUACAGGUUUCAAAUUCCAUACUAUUGGCCGUGUUCGCAAAAAAAUCCGGACAACGUGGAGUACGCCAUAUAUUUGUCAAAAAGGUUAAUGAGAAACAAACAACGGCACGCUCUGGAAGACUAUGAAACGGAUUCUCUAAACAGUCUGAAAAAAAAUCUGCAAAACAAAUGGGAGUUCAUCACGAUGCAAGCCGAAGAACAGGUGCGGUUGAGCAAAGACAGGAAAAAAGGUGAAAAAAUCGUGACUGAUAGCCAGGAGAGGGCAUUUUGGAGAGUACACCGUCCGCCGCCAGGGUGCGUGAGCGUCAUGGAACAAAUACCAAUCAAGAUAGGUGGUAGCUUUUCAACAAAAAAGAAAAGGAGUUCCGAAGACCUCAGGAGAGAAGUGGAACUGUUGAGGAAUUGUAUAGGGAGGACCCGAGUGAAAACUUCGGUGGCUUUAGACGGCUUGGUAUCGUUCAGCGAAACGUACAACGAGUACGACCCAAUGCUUACCGGCGCUCAACCGUCGAAUCCUUGGGUAACGGAGGAUCAGACAUUUUGGACGUUCAACUGUCCGCUAGUGGAUGCCAUCACGGAGAAACGUAUAAAACGAUGGGCGUUAUCCAUGGAAGAUUUAGUAUCGGAUGCAACGGGUCUCCAGGAGUUCACCAAUUAUCUUCGGAAAGAGUACAGCCACGAAAACAUCAGGUUCUGGUUAGCGGUCAACGAUUUGAAGCGCAGUUGUCAGUCGCAGAUUCAGCUGAAAGUGAAAGAAAUUUACAACGAAUUUUUGGCACCCGGCGCUCCAUGCGAAAUCAACAUCGACGGCAAGACUAUGGAAAAAACCCACAAAGAAAUGAAGAGUCCAUCCAGGUUUACGUUCGAUGCCGCCGCAGAGCACGUAUACACCCUACUCCUAAAGAAAGACUGUUAUCCUAGGUUUAUUAGAUCGGAACACUAUAAGAAUUUGCUCGCCAACGGAGUCCAGCCCUCGGCCAGACGAAGAUUUUUCGGAUUCGUCGGCGGUGCGGCCAACAAGAAAGACUGUAAGGAACGGAUAAGGACGGGAUGCAGUUCUAGUCUCCAGGGUACCUCGUCGUCGGCUCUACAAGCGAAUCAGUCGCCGUCGUGUGGCGGUGGCAGCGUCGGAAGCGGAAGGCGAAGGGGAAGCGACCGGAGUCUUACCAGUUCCCCGCACGAACACCCCGCCAACGUUAUCAAAGUGUCGCAAUCUCACAGCCAAUCUAACCUAAGUGAUAUUCCUUACAGGGGAGAUUUGCCUUGCACACCUUCCUCUCCAAGUUCUAACCAAGAAAACCUGAGCGGCGCCGAAGACAGUGGCGACAGAGCGGGUGGCGUGUGUCCCUGGGAAGCGCCGGACGUCAGUGGCGACAAAAAACGGUCGUUGCCUAGUUCGAUAGCCGAGGAAACGGACAGGCGGCUGUCGUCGUCGUCGUCGCGCAAAAACUCCACCAGCGGCGGCGGAGGCGGCAACACGUACGACUCGGCCAGUGCGGACGAGAGCACAUCCGAUUCGGUGGCCAGCAGACUGCGCAGGAGCUGCGGCCUGGGCGGCGUGGCGGACAGGCGCCGCGGUUCGUCGUCCGCGUGCUGCACGCCCCAGCAGACCGUGGACAGGCCGUCCGUGUCGUCGGUCGAAGAUCUGGACUUUGGACCGUCGCCGGAGAACCGAUCGCCCGAGAGACAGCAGCACCACGGCGUCGUGCCGUCGUCGCCGAAGAGUGUGGCCGCCGCCGAACCUGGCCAACAGUUGUCCGUCGUCGAACAACAGCAGCCCGGCCCGUCGUCGGCGUCGACGCUGGACACCAAGUCCAACCGAAAGCGGCUGCUAAAAUCGCUGUCGUUGGCCCGGAAACAGAGCGUGACGCCCGUGAUCAACGUCAGCUCGGUGGACAUGGAAAACCCGGUUCCGACGGAAGAACCGGAAAGCGCCAUCGGUCUGGACUGCCACCCCCGGUUCAUAGAUCAGACAGACGAAGACGGCGGUACGGCGGCUACCGCGACGGCUACGUCCGCCGAUUCAACCAAUCCCAAUAACGGCAACGACGUUUGUCCGUGGGAAGACGAACAAAACCAAGACAGAGGCGGUCGAUUUCUAAAGGUCUACGAAACAUAUGGUUUUCUGUGAAUCCGACGAGACUCCAUCCUACUAAAAAAUAUUAUUAUAUGUAUUAUGUACAUAGUAGUUCCAUAGUGUAAUAGGUUUAUUUAAUCGGAUUAAGCGACUUUCGCCAAACGGGGGUAUAUAUAGACACAUAAAAAUCAAAUAUAUAUUUAAUAAUAAUUAAGGACAUUAUUUGUUUGUAUAAGAAGUAAAUAGUUUAUACAUGAUAAUAUUAUAGUUAUAUUUAAUGUUAUA
Messenger RNA from Adelges cooleyi (spruce gall adelgid), 3372 nucleotides. Its product is annotated as regulator of G-protein signaling 11. The transcript has 16 exons. The coding region runs from base 724 to 3141 and encodes 805 amino acids. The record is from RefSeq and is a predicted model, not a curated record. Gene Ontology annotation, biological process: intracellular signal transduction; regulation of G protein-coupled receptor signaling pathway; G protein-coupled receptor signaling pathway. Lineage: Eukaryota; Metazoa; Arthropoda; Insecta; Hemiptera; Adelgidae.